AUGGCGACCAACAUCACCUUCCACCCCGGCACUGUGACCUACGAGGAGCGCUCUCAGCUCCUGAACCAGCAAGGCGUGACGAUCUGGCUUACGGGUCUCUCUGCGUCGGGUAAGUCGACGAUCGCGACGGCUCUUGAGCAGCACCUGCUGCACCUCAAGAAGUCGGCCUACCGUCUGGAUGGUGACAACAUCCGCUUUGGCCUGAACAAGGACCUUGGCUUUUCGCCCAAGGACCGUGAGGAGAACAUCCGCCGCAUCUCGGAGGUGUCUCUUCUGUUCGCUUCGUCGACGUCGAUCACGAUCACCUCGUUCAUCUCGCCGUACAAGGCCGACCGUGACUUUGCGCGCGAGCUGCACGCGAAGCACAACCCUCCCCUGCCCUUCGUGGAAGUUUUUGUGGACGCCAGUAUUGAGGAGUGCGAGAAGCGCGACCCCAAGGGUCUGUACAAAAAGGCCAAGGCGGGCGAGAUCAAGGAGUUUACUGGCAUUUCGGCCCCCUACGAGGCGCCUGCCCAGCCCGAGAUCCACAUCGACGCCGACAAGACCUCGGUCGAGGACAGCGUUGCGCAGAUCGUGCGCUACCUGCAGGAGAAGCAGUACCUCAAGCUCUAA
Messenger RNA from Malassezia japonica, 612 nucleotides. It is a transcript of the gene MET14, whose product is annotated as adenylyl-sulfate kinase. Gene Ontology annotation, molecular function: adenylylsulfate kinase activity; ATP binding. The record is from RefSeq and is a predicted model, not a curated record. Bases 1 to 612 code for a protein of 203 amino acids. Gene Ontology annotation, biological process: sulfate assimilation. The transcript is spliced from 2 exons. Lineage: Eukaryota; Fungi; Basidiomycota; Malasseziomycetes; Malasseziales; Malasseziaceae.